Messenger RNA from Linnemannia hyalina, 4812 nucleotides. The record is from the annotation of a GenBank genome assembly. Lineage: Eukaryota; Fungi; Mortierellomycota; Mortierellomycetes; Mortierellales; Mortierellaceae.
AUGAGUGACUCCUACUGUCGAGACCCAGAAGGAUGGGGCCCAACGGCCUCCUCGCGAGCAGAUCUCACUCUUUGCUUUGAAUCAACUAUUCUCAUCGGGCUUCCAGCAGCAAUCGCAAUCGUCGCCUUCCUCUACCGAGCACGCACCCUUCUCACCCACCAGACACCCCACGGACUCGGAAAGACAUGGAUCAUAUACGGCCCCUCACAGUUCUUCUCCCUCGCAGCAUUUAUCGCCCUCAUCGUCCGAGCCAUUGUUCUCUCUCAACAGUCUGAGGGCUAUGCCCCCUCAUCGAUGCUGGGCACUAGUCUUUUGAUCGUCGCCUGGUUCUUGGUCCCAGUGCUCAACUUUUUGGAGAUCCAGUAUGAGGUCCGGGCGUCGCAUUAUAUUUUCGCAUACAGUGCUGUUUCUAUGGUUGCUGGUGCUCUUACUACCAGGACGCUGGAUUUGCUCGACCAGAAUCAAGAGGAUCAGUUCAAGUGCUUUAUUGCUUUCCUCGCUUUCAACAUUGCUCAUUUCGCCACCGAGGCUUGGCCAAGGGGUGGGACGACGGUCCAACAAAAGAGUCAGGCAAGUCGAUUCGAAAAGGCCAAUCUCUUCUCCUUGUUGACCUUCCAUUUCUUGCAACACGUUGUCUCACUCGGAUACAAGCGGCCGCUCAACUUUGAGGAUGUCGAUGGGUUGAUGCCCAAGACCAUCCGGACUGAGUUUACUCACGCGGCGCUGUCAGCACGUUGGGAGGCGCAUGUCAAGAAACGUCUUGCCAGAGGCCAGAGACCUUCGUUGAUCAGGGUCGUGUUUCUGUCGCAUGGUGCACGGUGGGCUAGGGCCAUGGUUCUGUCGAUCGCGUCUGCUUGUAUGACCUAUGUCGCUCCACAGCUACUCAAUUCUCUCCUGGGGUUCAUCGAGUCCUACCAGACUGUCACCUUGGCGGACGGGACGCUCUUCCGGGACCCCAAGCCGGUGUCGUUGGGGAUUAUUUUGGCGUUUGGGUUGUUCUUUAGUACUUUGGCGGUAUCGUUCAUGACGGCUCAGUACUUUGCGGCGACCAGUAUCUUGGGCCUGGAGAUCCGGACUGCACUGAUUGCCAUGAUUUAUCGCAAGUCGUUGAAGCUCUCAACCUCUGCCAAGCAGGACUCGACCGCAGGCGAGAUCUCCAACCAUAUGUCUGUCGACGCCGAGCGCUGGCCUCAGGCUACUAUGUUCAUCCCCAUGCUCAUCUCUGUCCCCUUCCAAAUCGGCAUUGCAAUCUGGAUGUUGUACCAAAAACUCGGCUGGUCAGUGUUUGUCGGAUUGGGCUCAAUCGGUGCAAUGCUCCCCAUCCACAUCAUCAUGGGCAAGUACUUUGGAACCGCCAAGGCGGCUAAGCUCGCUGCCAUGGACGAGCGUCUGCGUCUCGUCAACGAAGUCCUUGCCGGUAUCAAGAUCGUCAAACUCUACAACUGGGAGGAGUCGUUCAAGGAGAAGCUGACGGUGGCUCGUGACAAGGAACUGAAGGUCCUGCGCCAGAUCGGAUACGUCUUCUCCGUGAUGGCCAUCCUGUUCAGUUCCACACCCCUCAUUGUCGCCCUCGUCUCCUUCGCCUGCUAUGCCACCGUCGGAGGACCCGGUUUCACACCCGGUGAGAUUACCCCUCAGAUCGUCUUUGUCUCAACAUCUCUGUUCGCGCUCCUGUCAGCGCCUAUCAGUAUGCUGUCCCAGGUCAUGAAUAUGACGAUCAGUGUCUGGGUCGCUACGACUCGUAUCCAGAAGUUCUUGUUGGUCGAGGAGAUUGAUGAGUCGACUGUCGAGCGCGAGGAUCUGGAUGAUGCUGGACAGGAUGAGAAGUCGCCAGUGGUGAUUGAGAUCAAGGACGGCGUGUUUGCAUGGUGCAAGGAGCAGCCCAACGUCGAGACGGACAAGCAGAAAAAGAAGCGCGUAAAGGCAGAGGAGAAGAAACAGGUCCAGGCCGAGAAGCAGGCUCUUAAGGCAGGAAAGCCCGCUCCCCCAAGACCACAGAGCCCUGAGGAUAUCGAUCGCUCGCCUACUUUGUCGGAUAUCAACCUCCAGGUCACCAAAGGGUCCCUGACUGCGGUUGUUGGACGUGUUGGGCAGGGCAAGACGAGCUUAUUGAGCGCGAUGAUUGGAGACAUGUACAAGCGCCAGGGAUCGGUCCGUAUCCGUGGGCAGGUUACUUAUGCUGCUCAGCAAGCUUGGAUCCUAAACGCGACUCUCAAGGACAACAUUACGUUCGGACAGGAGUUUGAUCAGAAAAAGUACGACCAUGUCAUCUAUGUCUCUGGAUUAUUGCCUGAUAUCGCGAUGCUCCCUGCCGGCGAUCAGACCGAGAUUGGUGAACGUGGAAUCAACCUGUCGGGAGGCCAGAAGCAGCGUGUCUCUCUUGCCCGUGCCGCUUACCAGGAUGCAGAUGUUUACCUCUUCGACGACCCCCUCUCCGCUGUCGAUGCCCAUGUCGACCAACAUCUCUGGGAAAACUUGAUCGGACCCAAUGGAUUGUUGAAGGACAAAACCCGUGUCCUGGUCACUCAUGGAAUCCACCACCUCGAGAAUGUCGACCAGAUUGUGGUCGUCAAGGACAAACGUAUCAGCGAGAACGGACGGUACGAGGAGCUCAUGGAGACCAAGGGUGCCUUCUUCCAAUUGAUCAACGAGUACUCAAUCAACUCUCGUCGUGAAAAGAAGAAUCAUAAGGCGGGCAAGGCUGAGUCAUCAGAUGCGAUUACUGAGGUGGAGAAGACGGAUGGCACUCAGUCGGUGGAUGGCGAGUCAGCAACAACACAGGCUGGACAAGAAGAAGAGCAAGAGGAAGAGAACGAAAAAGAGAUUAUUGCAAAAGCUAUCACGACUAAGGCAGAGGAAAAGUUGGUAGCCAAGGAGAAGAUGAUGGAGGGCAAUGUUUCCUGGAACGUCUAUAAGUGCUAUCUCCGCGCUGCCUCGUACCGCAAUGCGGCAUUCGCAUUUUUCCUACUCGUAGCCGCGCAAGGCUGUCAAAUCGGAACAAACAUCUGGCUCAAACAUUGGACAACCAUUGGAUCGGACAGUCAGGAGAACUCGCCCGCAAAAUUUCUGGGCGUCUACGCAGCCCUUGUCUUCACUUUCAUGAUGCUCCACAUGGUCGUCACCUUCGUCGUCAUGGUCAUGGCAGGCAUUCGCGCAUCCAGGUUCUUGCACGAAGAACUCCUCAAUAGCAUCCUCCGUCUCCCUAUGGCCUUCUUUGAUACCACGCCGCUCGGUCGUAUUGUCAACCGCUUCUCGACAGAUAUUUAUUCUACAGAUGACACGUUGCCAUUUGCGUUUAUGGCGGUCCUAAUGGGUUUACUCAGCGUCCUCGGCAGUUUGAUCGUCAUUGGUUCCGGAACCCCAAUUUUCUUAUCCCUCGUCCCACCCUUGGCAGCAAUCUUCUCAAUGGUCCAAGUCUACUACAUCGCCUCCUCCCGGUCCCUAAAACGUAUCGACUCCGUCUCCCGCUCACCAAUCUACCAACACUUCAGCGAGACCCUCACCGGCGUCUCGACCAUCCGUGCCAUGAACGUCGCUCCUCGGUUCAUUCGCGACAAUGCAGAAAAGACAAACGUCUCGGCCAACGCCUGGUUCACGUUCAUCAUGUCCAAUCGGUGGCUUCAAAUCCGGUUGGAGGCCUUAGGGGCUACGAUUGUGUUGGGUGCGGGAUUAUUUGCGGUGUUGAGUCGCAACUCGUUGAAUACUAGUACUGUUGGUCUUUCGAUUACUUAUGCGCUGAGCAUUACGGAGGAGCUCACUUGGGCCAUUCGCAGUUACUCUGACCUCGCGAACCAAUUGGUGUCAGUAGAACGCAUUGACGAAUACGUCCAUAAGAACCCAGAAGCCCCAUCCUCCCUCCCCGCCGACGCUAGCCUGCCUGAUAACUGGCCCCAAACCGGCCACAUCGAGUUCAGGAACUAUUCUACACGUUACCGUCAAGGGCUAGAGCUGGUCGUCAAAGAUAUCUCAUUCGACGUCCAGCCUGCGGAGAAGGUCGGCAUUGUCGGUCGGACCGGUGCUGGCAAGUCAUCGUUGACGUUAGCGUUGUUUCGCAUUAUUGAGGCAGCAAACAGUCAUUGGGCGCAGGCUAGUAAUAACGGCGAGGAGGAUACUUCCUCUGCACCUGGAGCUGAUGAAAAGUUAACUGCGACGACUGAAAAGACCAAGACGGCGCAGGAUCAAUUCACCGCGGACGAAAGGAACAUUGCCGAGUUGGAGCGCAUCGACGUCGAACAAGUCGGUGGAUCGAUCUGGAUCGAUGGCGUCGACAUCUCGACCGUCGGAUUAAGCCGUCUCCGCAAGAACCUCGCCAUCAUCCCCCAGGACCCCACCCUCUUCGCAGGCACCGUCCGCGAGAACCUUGACCCCUUUAACGAACUCGAAGAUGCCGAUCUUUGGGAAGCUCUCGAACGCGCCCACCUAAAGGACCAGAUCUCGGCCCUCCACGGCGGGUUAUCCUUCAAGGUCUCACAGAACGGUGACAACUUCUCGGUUGGCCAACGAUCCCUAAUUUGUCUCGCCCGCGCUCUCCUCCGCAAGACCAAGGUUCUCAUUCUUGACGAAGCCACGGCCGCUGUGGAUGUCGAGACCGACGAAUUGAUCCAAAAGACGAUCCGCAAGGAGUUCAAGGACCGUACGAUUCUCACCAUCGCUCAUCGUAUCAAGACGGUGAUGGAUUCCGACAAGAUCCUGGUUUUGGAGAAGGGACAGGUGGAGGAGUUUGAGGCGCCUCAAGUGUUGCUCCAGAGACCUGAGUCGCACUUCUAUAAACUUGCUGAGCAAGCUGGCGAAGUGAAGGAUGCCUGCUCCUAG